This is a messenger RNA of Mangifera indica (mango), 1554 nucleotides long. Its product is annotated as transcription factor bHLH121-like. Gene Ontology annotation, biological process: intracellular iron ion homeostasis. The transcript is spliced from 6 exons. Lineage: Eukaryota; Viridiplantae; Streptophyta; Magnoliopsida; Sapindales; Anacardiaceae. Bases 101 to 1132 code for a protein of 343 amino acids. Gene Ontology annotation, molecular function: protein dimerization activity; DNA-binding transcription factor activity. The record is from RefSeq and is a predicted model, not a curated record.
GACGUCUCGUAGCAUCAAGAUAAGCUUCGUAGUCAAUGGUGCUCUUGACAAAAUUCUGUUAGCACCACUUGGCCAAAGCCAAAUUUCACCGUCGCCAACCAUGGGCCAUCAUCAGCUAAAAAACGAAGCCGCCCUUAUUCAAUCAAUGGCGGCGCCAAAUCCUGCCCUCGUAGAGUUUCGUCAGCCUCCUGAUCCGCGAGUACCUGCCACUCGCCCCCAACCUAAAUCCAGUCAAAGGCCUGAUGGUGACGUUAAGGAUUGCGUAGCUGCGAGAAAAAUUCAGAAGGCUGAUCGCGAGAAGUUAAGGAGGGAUCGGCUUAAUGAACAUUUUACGGAAUUGGGGAACACUUUAGAUCCUGAUAGGCCCAAAAACGAUAAAGCAACCAUUCUUGCUGAUACAAUUCAGUUGUUAAAGGAUCUAACAUCUCAAGUUGAUAAACUCAAAGCUGAGCAUGCGACACUGACAGAAGAAUCCCGUGAGUUGACACAGGAGAAAAAUGAUCUUAGAGAAGAGAAGGCGUCUCUCAGAUCUGAUACUGAGAAUCUUACUACUCAGUAUCAGCAGAGACUCAUGGCCAUGGUCCCAUGGGCUACUAUGGAUCAUUCAGUUGUCAUGGCCCCACCUUCAUAUCCAUUCCCGAUGCCAAUGCCAAUGCCUCCAAGGCCGAUUCCCUUGCAUCCAUCUAUGCAACCAUAUCCCAUCUUUGGAAAUCAGAAUCCUGGGGUCAUUGCUAACCCCUGUUCAACUUUUGUACCAUAUAUGACUCCUAAUGCCAUGGUUGAACAACAGUCAGCACAAUAUGUAUCUCCAGCUGUGCAGCCAGGCAGUCGGUCUCAUGUGUCAGGUAAACAAGAUUCUGGAAGCAAAUCAUUUGGGGAGAGCAAGGUUGAGAAAAAUGAGGAUUCUAAUGAUGUCAUGACUGACCUUGAGUUGAAAACUCCUGGAUCGACUAUCGAACAGGAAUUGUCAUCUGGACAAAGAAAAUCCAAGAAGUCUAUAAGGAAGGAGAGUAACAUUACAGAUGGGAGUUCUUCAAGUAGGUGUUCUUCAUCUCGGAGCUUGCAGGAUAGCUCAUCCAAUAGCAUAGUUGGUGGCAGAAAGCCUGAUGACUCAGAAGCGGCAAAAAGUUAAAAAUGCAGAAAGCUUUUGCUAUCAUGGCAGUUCCGAGAUUGAGUUUUGGUGGGCAUCUCCAAUUCUCACUUUGUGAAGGCUGUAUGGAUCGUGUAUGAGGCUCAUUGUCUGCUUUUUCUUGUUGAGGAACAUGCCUUCAAUGGACUUCAAUGCUAAUGUAAGUGAAAGCUUGUUGUUGUAAGGAAGAAACUGACAGCAGUUUUAGCUUGUUCUUGGCUAAAGAAUAAAUAUCAGAGUAGGAAAUUUUCUAUUGUUUGAUUGGACAAACACUUAGACUAUAGGAUAAUAUGUUCAUAGUUUUGUAUUAUGUUAACAAAUUAGGUUUGUAGUUCUAGUUGUAAAUUUUAGUAAUAAUAUUUAUUCAACUGUAACUCUUAUGUUGGGUGUUUUGAUCAAUCAAUAACUUUGUAUUGCAUGGUAAA